Molecule: messenger RNA, 2519 nt
Organism: Papilio xuthus (Asian swallowtail)
Lineage: Eukaryota; Metazoa; Arthropoda; Insecta; Lepidoptera; Papilionidae
Product: arginine/serine-rich coiled-coil protein 2
Exons: 13
Coding region: 339-1514 (391 amino acids)
Source: RefSeq, a predicted model, not a curated record
UUACAUACUCUUUGUUUAAAAUUUUAGCAACGUGGUCAGCCAUAUUGUUUUUCUCAAAUUUUUAACAAAUUUACGGAAAGUUAUAGUGAUUUUCGCUUGUGAUUUUACAUUCUUGUACUUUCAAAACUUUCUUUGAAAUGGAUUCUCUUGUCGGUUAUGGGAGCGAUGAUGAUAAUGAAACUGAACGAGUUAGCAGCCAUAGUUCGACUGAUAUUCUAGGUGGGUCAAGGUCCGAGCCAGCCAGCCCGCAGACGGGAUGACGACACCAACUACGACGAUGUGAACAUGGAACUUAGUGAGUCAAAUACCCCCCGGUGCGUGAAGAUGGGCCGCCAACAAUGAACGACAUACGCGAAUCUCAGGGCGAGUCGGAGGCAGAGGGGCAGUCAGAGUCCAGCUCACACCGCUGCCCAGACCGGCCGGAAAGACUCAAGAGAUCCAGUUAUCAUGGCCAACAGGAUAAUGAUCGGCCUAACUCAGAUGAUAGCCGAGAACGUGAUCGUCGUGAUCGCGACCGGGAUCGUGAUCAGGACCGCAAAGAGCGGAGACGCGAGUCCCCAACGCGGUCGAAGACUGAAAAAGAUCGGGGAGACCGCGACAAAGACCGCCGCUCACCGCGCAAAGAUGAUAGAUACAAGUCUGACAGGAGUGACCGUGGCCGUGGAUCUCAGGAGGGUUGUUCUCGACGCGGCCUGCUUGGGGAUAGACCUGAGGAUCGGAGUGGAGAUAGUAGGGUGCCUGCAUUAAUGGAUCUGAAACCAUUUGGAGGUGAACCUCCCCCAGGACUGAGUUAUAGCAAGUCGCAGGACGCUAGAGAUGCAGUCUCGCCAAGAUUCGUGGACAGAGAACGACGUGAGAGAGAAAGGGAGCGCGGCAGAGACAAGGAGAGACAUAACAGACGUUCCGAGGAAAGCAGAUCUGGACACAGGAGCAGGGAGCGAAGGUCAAGGUCGCGGGGUGCGGCGUACCCACCACCAACACACGCAUCUAGUUCAAAUGAAAGACGUUCGUCACCACCAUCGGGUGACUACCGGCCGUCUUCAUACAAAGUGAAUAAGAAAUUGAAGGUUAUGGAGAAAAUGGGUCUGCAGAUAAAGACACCGGAUGGUUCGAUGACGACAGCUCAGCAGCUGCGUGCAGCGUCACAGGACUCUGCCGCGCCCACGGGACUGCCUGCAUACUUCAAUGCCAGUGCCCUUAAUAGCAACAAGAUGAAGGAUCAGAAACGCAAAUUACUGUGGUCCAACAAGUCGAAGUCUGAGGCGGAGGAAGCGGCCAAGUGGAGUGGCACCCGCUUUGCCCAGGACUCGGAUGGCAAGCAAGUCUCUAAGUUUAUGAGGCUUAUGGGCAUCAAAGAACCAGCUGCGGUUAAACCAGAGGUGGACGCAACUGCUGACCCAAACAAGAAACAAGAGGAAUUGUUCGAAGCGAUGCAGGCGCAGUACGAAGUGGCCAGAGCGACUACUCACACCAUGCGGGGCGUGGGACUCGGAUUUCAACGGGGACAGUUCUAGAAUGUUCUUAUCAAUACUUUAUAUUUUAAUGAAAAUAAAUUGCUGCAAAAGUCAGCUGUCACUUUGACAGGUACGUUUUGUUGCCAUUUAAAAAGGCAAAGGCUUCCAGCUUGCAGCCACCGUCAAUUCAUAAUUCUAAAUUACAAAUUUACUAAAUGUAAAAUGUGUUGUGGAUUUAUAUUAAUGUUUUGUACGAAAAGAUAAAUAAUUUUGGCGUAUGAUUAAAUGCUUUAAAAUAGAUUAGUUACAAUUCAUGUUGAAUUAUUGCGGAAAUUUGGCAAGACUUCAUAUGUGACGUCAUUUAUAUUUUAAGUCGCGGGCAGAAAAUAGUUUGUUGCGUAGAGUUUUUAAUGUAAGAUUUAGAAGUAUUGUAUAACAAUCAUUGAAUUUUCAUGUAAAUUAAUAUUUUGUGUUACUAAAAAGUAUGUAGUUUUUUUACCUAGAACACCAAUAACUUUACAUGUUUUAGUAAAUUAAUUGUUAAUGUGUGAUAUCUUUGUAUAUUUUAAGAAAAAAAAAGUUAAACGAUGUAUCUAUACAAAGCCAGAUUAUAACAUAGUGUUUGUUUUAAUAUAAGCGUAAUGGAUUAGAUAAGUGCUAUGCAGUAAUCUGCAUGUGCAGUUCCUCUCUGUGUUCCCUCCGCUCGUUUGCCCCCUUGCUUUUAUAAAAAAAUAAUGUAAGAGACUAAAUUUAGUGUUGCCCUCAAAUUAUUUGAGCAUCGAACCUACUGAUUAAUAUUCUUUUUCUCUAUUAAAACUUAAAUUUUCUCAAUUAAAACUUACAGACUGUAUGAAUUUAGUUACUUUUAGUUGUUAUAGGUUAUGUUUAAGAAGUGUAUUUUAUCGUCUGAUAAAUGUAAAUAUUGUGAUUGCAUUUAGUUAAUAAUUUAAUACUGAUAUAGAUUUUUGUGUGAUAUACUUUAGUGAAACAUAUCUCAUUGUAUAUUUGAUUUAUCUUUUGCGCACUUCUCUUCACUUAUUUUAUUGAAUAAAUAUUAUAAAGUUA